GUCGUCGUCAUCAUUAUUAUUAUUAUUAUUAUCGCCGCGCGGGCAUCGAUGAGGGACUAAUCAAGAUCGACGGCGAGCGAGUAUUCUCGGGAUUUUUCGACGGUGCGCCCUCUUCGGCGAGUCCGUGGGACGCUCUCCGUGCAGGAAGCGGAAAUGCACGCCGCCCGUCGUGUAGGAAAGCGGAAUCAGACGUUAUCAGCGUUUUCGAAUUAUCAUCGAGCCCACGUGAGAAGUCCGGGAAUUUUUCCAAUAUGGCUGCGAGUCUUCAGUAUUAUCUUAUCAGUGGUGUUAUCCGCUCCCGGAGGCUGGAAUGAAAUUUUCCUAACCUGUUUUUGUAAGAAAUGGAAAACAACAGGAUGGAACGUCGAAUUCGACCCGUCUUACGUACGAAUUAAUAUUUCAAUUGAUAUUUCAUGUAACAACGGCGAGUUGACAAUACGUGAAGCAUUGACGUUACAGCAAAAAAGCAAAGCGGACGAUACGAUUUAUCUUCUGCAAUGUUUUAUGUAUAAAGAACCGAGGAUUUGCUAACUUAACCUGCGUGUACGAGGAGAAAAGGUGCUAAGAGGACGAAGGAGUGAUACAACUCGGAACAAGUAUCUAAAUAAGUAUCUAAACAGGUAUCAAAGUAAAGAAGAAUCUCUUCAAUUUCCGCACGAAGGAUGCAUUGACGUUAGCACCGGCUGGCCGGUCACGUCAAGUAUCAAGUCGACGUUGAAAUUGGCGAUUGGAAGGAAGCUCGGCAGCACCUGAUAGUCAUUUGCAACGACAAGAAGUCGACGUGAACGGUGUGCAGUGCCGGGUAAUUCGGCGAACACCCGCAAGGAUGAUCCCGGGACUCCUGUUACGUCGUGCAAGCAGCACUUGCUUGCGUACGGUAGGCAGCGAAUCGAAUCUGUUAAAUCGCGGAUGCAAUUCUAACAACGCGUGUAACAUCGCGCCGAUGUCCGCACUACCUCCCGACAGUCCGAUGAACGUCUUCGACAGGAACGCGAAGUUGCUGCAUCGCGAGCGCGCCGCCAGGGACACCGAAGUCAAGCUCUACGAUUACAUCAAGGACGAGGUGGGCGACCGACUGUCCGACAGGAUAUUCGACAUCAAGCGCAAGUUCAGCAGAGCCUUGGACCUGGGUUGUGGUCGUGGCCACGUGUCCAAGCGGAUCCUCAGCGAAUCUGUGGAAGAGUUGGUGUUGACCGACAUGAGUCCGAGUUUCUUGCACCAGGCUGAGAGCACGGAGGGUAUAAGGGUCACGAAGGAGGUUGUCGACGAGGAGAAUCCCUCCUUCGAGGCCAACAGCUUCGACAUAGUGAUCAGUUGCCUGAGUCUUCAUUGGGUCAACAAUCUUCCGGGAUGCUUCAGACACAUCAACAAUUGCCUGAAGAACGACGGUGUGUUCUUGGCAGCUGUAUUCGGCGGCGAUACACUCUACGAGCUGAGAAGUUCCUUGCAAUUAGCUGAACUGGAGAGGCACGGAGGUGUCUCGCCGCAUAUCUCGCCGUUCGUGGAGAUCAGGGACAUCGGGUCUCUGCUGACGAGAGCGAAUUUCACCAUGUUGACCAUUGACACCGACGAGAUAGUUGUCGGUUAUCCGAGUAUGUUCGAGCUCAUGUGGGAUUUAAGAGGAAUGGCCGAGAAUAACGCGGCCAAGAAUCGUAAUUUGCAUCUACCGAGGGACACACUGAUCGCAGCCGCUUCUAUAUAUCAAGGGCUCUACGGGAAAACCAAAGAAGAUAACACCCCGUUCGUUCCCGCCACGUAUCAGAUAAUAUACAUGCUGGGCUGGAAGCCGGACCCGUCUCAACCGAAGCCCAUCGAGAGAGGUACAGGAGAGGUGUCGCUCAAGGACCUGUACAAGCUCGACAAGAUAAUCAAGAACACUGAGAAAAUCAAACUCGGCGACGACGAUAAGUAGCCUUUAUUCGCGCGCUGAACA
Messenger RNA from Dinoponera quadriceps, 1933 nucleotides. Its product is annotated as NADH dehydrogenase [ubiquinone] 1 alpha subcomplex assembly factor 5. Gene Ontology annotation, cellular component: mitochondrion. Lineage: Eukaryota; Metazoa; Arthropoda; Insecta; Hymenoptera; Formicidae. Gene Ontology annotation, biological process: mitochondrial respiratory chain complex I assembly. The record is from RefSeq and is a predicted model, not a curated record. Bases 827 to 1912 code for a protein of 361 amino acids. The transcript has 3 exons.